Molecule: messenger RNA, 1328 nt
Organism: Myxozyma melibiosi
Lineage: Eukaryota; Fungi; Ascomycota; Lipomycetes; Lipomycetales; Lipomycetaceae
Product: tRNA methyltransferase complex GCD14 subunit-domain-containing protein
Exons: 1
Coding region: 43-1215 (390 amino acids)
Biological process (GO): tRNA methylation
Cellular component (GO): tRNA (m1A) methyltransferase complex; nucleus
Molecular function (GO): tRNA (adenine(58)-N1)-methyltransferase activity
Source: RefSeq, a predicted model, not a curated record
AGGUUGAUAAUCAUCUGCUUCUCCACAGAACUACAGCACAGGAUGACAGAGCAGAUAAAAGCAACAGAAGCGGUCGAGCAGACUGUUGAGAAGAAGGAGGAGGAGCAGGAGGAGAAGACCCAAGAAAGAUCCCCGUUCCUAGACUUCUCGACCUCCAUCCAAGACAACGACCUCGUCCUCGCCUGGCUCACUCGCGACAACACAAAGCCAAUCCGGCCGACGGCAAACGGCGCGUUCCACACCCGCUUCGGCUCGUUCCAACACAACCACAUCCUCGCGUCGAAAUACGGCUCGCAGAUCCCAUCCUCGUCGGCGACGCAGACGGGGUACAUCCACGUGCUGCACCCGUCGCCUGAGCUGUGGAGUCUCUCGCUGCCGCACCGCACGCAGAUCGUGUAUACCCCCGACGCGUCGUAUAUCGCGCAGCGACUACGGAUCAGGCCGGGAACGAAAGUGAUUGAAGCCGGUACCGGCAGCGCGAGUUUCACGCAUGCGCUCGCAAGGACGGUAGGGCGCAAGGGCCGCGUGUGGACGUUUGAAUUCCACGAGCCGCGGUACCAGAUGGCCGCGCAGGAGAUCGCCGAGCACGGCCUUUCAUCGGUGGUGAAGCCCACGCACGGCGACGUGUGCAAGAACGGGUUCGCGCACUCGUGCGGCGAAACACUCGACGCCUCCGCCGUAUUCCUCGACCUGCCCGCGCCGUGGGAAGCGAUCCCGCAUCUGAAGACGGUAGUGGCCAAGUCGAAAAUCACGCGGAUCUGCUGCUUCUCGCCGUGCAUGGAGCAAGUCCAUCGCACUAUCGAAGCGCUGCAGAAGGAUCAGUGGCUCGAUAUCGAGAUGGUCGAGGUUAGCUGUAAGCGCUGGGAAGCGCACAAGGAGAUGGUGCGCAAGCCCGAGGACGCGAUCGAGCGGUUACGUGACAUCAAGCGGAAACGAACGGCGGGGUUGAAUAAGCGUAACGCGAGGGUCGAGGCCGAGAGGGCGGCUGCAGCGGGGCGGGAACCGGAUGCGGAGGUCACUGCGGCAGCGGCGGGGUCAGAGUCGGUCGCGCCGCUGCCGACGGAUUAUAAUCCUUGGGGAAAAGGGAAGCGGAUCCAUGAGGGCGACGAAGGGUAUGAGUGGAAAAACGUGUCGAAGGUAGAGGCUGAGUUGAAGACACAUACGUCGUACUUGACGUUUGCGUAUCUUCCGCCGCCGAUGCAGGAUGCCGAGUAGCUUUCCGCGAAGUAAAGAAAAAGGUCGGAGUGUAUGAUUAUCAGUGUAAGAAAUAUAGAUGGAAUCGACUCAAAAUUACAUAGACAAAGAUGUACAAAAUAAUUGAAGUAUUU